Podarcis muralis (Common wall lizard) is the source of this 4125-nucleotide messenger RNA. It is a transcript of the gene KDF1, whose product is annotated as keratinocyte differentiation factor 1. Gene Ontology annotation, biological process: regulation of epidermal cell division; keratinocyte development. NCBI's taxonomy places the organism in Eukaryota, Metazoa, Chordata, Lepidosauria, Squamata, Lacertidae. Gene Ontology annotation, cellular component: cell junction. The record is from RefSeq and is a predicted model, not a curated record.
GGCGGGGCGGAAACCAUUCCCGGGGGGAAGAGGGGCGCAGGGAUCCAGCAGGGAUCUUGGAGAGAAGCGGGCGCGGGCCCCGGGGUACCCCAGCGGCCUCGGCUAGGCUAGGCUCAGACCUACCUGUAGAAGGACUAGGCCCUGCCCAGGUGUUAAUGGUGACACCAAUCCCCUCGGCGCCUCGCUCGUCGCCCCCUUCCUUCCGCCUCCUAGUCUUCGAGUGGUUCCCACCCCCGUCUCCCCCCCCCCCUCGCCUCCCACCCAGGCAUCUUCCUCGAUUUGGGGAGGAAGGGCUUUAACCCAGAAGAUCUGAGGCCAGACCAACUUUGAGGGGACAGGCGGAUGCAGGUCUGACACUUGCUUACGUGGAGAGACCACCCCACCGCAUUACAGGAUAUUCUGAAAUGGACGAAGCAACUGCUUAGGGUUUAGAUUAACCCCCAAGAAGGCAAGGCAAAAGGAGUCGAAAGGGUAGCAAGUCAUGCUUGGAAAGACACAAGGACAUCGCCAAAACCUAAGCAGCUACCACCAGCCCCCUAGAGAUGUUGUGGUACCCCAGCAGAUCAACUCUCCCAGAGCGACUGACAUUAGCUUGGAGGUGUUCAGUGGCUCUACCCCUGAGCUCAAGCAAACCCGCAAGCCAACACGAGCUGCGAGAAGCCGCAAAGCCGACCCCAAAGAUGCCAGUGGGAGGGAGGGCGAAACGAGUACCUUUAUCCCUGGUGCUGUGGAGACCCCCCGGCCCCCCUGCUGCCCCACUCUGUCCCAGGCCUGGAGUGUGUACAAAGCGAUCUUCUGCUGCAUUGUGACAUGUGGGGACUGCUUCAGGGACUGCCCUUCUAGGAGCCUCUACAAUGAGGCACUGACAGAUGAGAGCCGAGAGUGCAAUGGGCGUUCGCCAAACAGUCCUGCCAAUAGCUCCCCUGCUGAAAAAAACGGGAGCCAAACCAAAAAGAGCACGAUCGGGAGCAGUUUCAGCUACCCAGAUGUGAAACUGAAAGGGAUCCCAGUGGGGAUUUAUACCCCUAGCCCCCACACGGAUACUGAUUCAUGCUACAAGGAGCCUCUUCCGGAGAAGAUAGCCAGGAACAGCAUAGAGAAGCAACCUCUCCCCAGCAGCCUUCGAAGCUCUGAGGAUUACUCCGCCGACGAUUUGGAUACCGACAGUGACAGUGACCCAAAGAAUAGCUCUAUAUCCAGUGGUCGGAUUGAUUACCUGAUCCACAGGAAACUGACCGAGCUCUUCAGCAUUCACCAAAUUGACGAGCUGGCCAAGUGUACGUCGGACACCGUCUUCCUGGAGAAGACCAACAAGAUCUCAGACCUCAUCAACAGCAUCACUCAGGACUAUCACUUGGAUGAGCAGGAUGCCGAAUGCAGGCUGGUCCGGGGGAUCAUACGCAUCAGCACGCGCAAGAGCCGGGUCCGACCCCGCGUUUCUGUCCCGACCCGCCCGAGUCUGGAGGAGAGCAUGAGCAGAGGCAAUCUGCCAGACAGUGGCAACGAGACCAUGUUGGCAUCUGUGCUCCCUAGCGAAGGAGAUUUCCCUGUUCAGAUAUCUGUUGAAACCACAGCAGAUAUGAAAGCCAGGAACAUGAGGCAUGGAGCAUACAGCGCUGCUGGAUCUCCCCUGAGCAGAGGUUCUUCUUUCCAGGAUACAGAGACGGAUUCCUCUGGAGCUCCUCUGCUGAAAGUAUAUUGCUGAAAAAUGGACCUCGAGAACGAACGUGCUAGGCAACGAGGCCACGGGGCAAGUUCCCGAUUUCUAAAUGACAAAUACGAUGCCACUUUAUUUUGUUUGUCAAUCUUUAAAAAUUGAACUUGACUCCCUUAACUUGCAUUUUAAGGGAGCCUCAGAAGCAGAUUGUUGUCUAGCAGCAAAAUGACAGGAAAAGGAUAUUGGCACCAGCCAUAAGUUGGGCUUUCCCAGAAUGCCUGGUUCUGGUGCCAUCUUCCAAGAUAGAUUCUGCUGUAAACUUGCCUUCAGAUGACCAAGCUAGUGCCUUUUUCACUGCAUCCAUAAGCAACAUUUUGCCGUAAUGGACGUUAAGUAGCAGCGAUGGUUUUUUUGCACACGUCUUUCUAAGUGUGAUCGUCCCACUAGUGUAAGGGCUCCUCUUAUGCAAUAUCCCACAUUAUGUUGGUUUGAUGGUGCUUGGAGACCUUGAAGACAUCUUUCUACAUCUGUCGUUACUUAGUACAGUAUGCUUGGUUCAAGAGUACCACAUCUGUGCCUUGGAUGGACUGUGUUGAGCGAGGGAUGAUGAAACCGCCUUCAGUGAUGGCAAAUUGACAUGAAUGAUGGCAAAUCAACUUUCAAGCAGUGUGUAAUCCGUGGCCAUCCUACAGACUUUCUAACUAAGUUAACGCAAGCUGCUUGGAAAACCAAGACGUGACUUCAUAUGGCUUGCCAACCAUUUGUUGCAGAGCAUUGUUUCAGUCAAAUGACAGCUGUCAUCCAGGGUUGGAAAUGAUAGCUGGGAUCCUCAAGCAGAUUGGGGCUUGCUAUGAAAAACCAUAGGACUCGGCAUCGCGUGUCAUUUUCAGUUCUUUUUUUCUAAGCCCAUCCCGCUCUACAUCAAAGUUAAGCCUUGGAGGGUAAAAGAAGAAACCAGUUUAUAAAUAAGCCAGCUUAUACCAAGCAAAUCAUAGCUUUCAUAGUAAUUGUCAAGCCUCAGAAUGGCAUUUAGAAACUUGAUACAUUUUUUCUCUUAUGGAACGUCAAGGAGUUUGCGAUGGAUGGGCUCCACAGUGUAUCUGGGACAUUUAACUUGAAAUUCAAACUGGUUUGAAACCCAUUUAAGUUGUUUUGCUUCCCUCAGAUAGCAAUGUGAAUUGUUACUAGCAAUCCUAUAGUCUGUUGACAGAAUAAAGGUACCCAGGGCUCCUUUGUUCAGAGCCCUUUUCACCUUGUGCCUCAAAUUCAGGCUGCUUUGAUUUCAGUGGCAGAAGAGCUGAGAUGUCGAUGAAAUGUUCUGCAACUGCGGAUGGGUAGUUUCCAACAACGGCUGUGCAAAAGGACUCUUGUCCCUGGAGCUGCUGCCAUACGCACUGACCCACUGAUAAGUGUGGUGUAACACUGGGCUUAGCUGGGUAGAGCAAGCACGUUUGUGUAAUGUUAUUAAACAGCGGCCACAGUCCAGAGCCCCAUAACUCUGCAUACUGUUUUUGGAGCUCUUGGAAGGAUGCAUAUGUUGUUGGGGGGGGGGGACGCAUAGCUCUCCCUUUCCCUUACCCCCACUUGCAUCUCGUGAGUGAAUUCCUUCUCCUUUCUGUUCCCCCAACCCCAGUACUCUCAUCUGGAGUCUUCCCAGAUUGGACCAAUGUGUGUGUUUUGUUCUUUGCAGAAGACUGCAGGGAAAUCCUCAGCCAGGUUAAUUCAUGCAGCUGGUGGCAUUUUGGUGAUUUGCUGUAUACUUAUCUUCAUUUUUAACUUAGGCUUGAUCAGAACUGGUAGCAGUUCUUUUAAAUGUGCACACCUAGUUGUCAGUAACACACUGGAUACACAAUACUGUGCUGAUUUUUUAAAAUGUGCCAGUCACUCCCCACUGUUGCCUCUCUUUCUCUCCUGCACUUUUCUGUUUUGUACCUUAACUUGCCUGGAGGGGACAUUUUCGAAAUAGUAGUGUGUUUUCUUUGGGAAAGGAGCUAAUAUGGAAAAUACAUGUCCUUUUGCUCUUUUUAAAAAGCCAGUGAACUUUUAAAAAAUAGUAAUGAUGAUUAUGAUGAUUUUUAAAAAUCUACCCCUCUUCCACCCAUACCAAGGGACGGGUUUAAUCUCAAGGAUGACGGCAGCAAUUAGGAAUGGGUUCCGAUGUUGCCUUUUGCAAAUACCAUGAACUUUGCAUAAUGUUCUAAUGGUUUGUUUGUUCCACUUGCAAAUAUGUACAUAUUUUUAUUGAUUAUCAAUUUCAGUUGACAAAAACAUACCCACAAAUGGAAUACAGAACUUAACAGUUGUUCAGAAAAGAAAGAAAGAAAUCAGUUGAUGAUUGUGGUCUUAAAACGUUCCAAAGUAGGCAGUCAAAUGAAGGUCCUUCACAGGGUUGCGUGUGUCAAUGGAGGGUGAAAACCAUGUUCAAUUGUCUUAACAAAGUCAAUAAAAGGAUACCAUGUUGUACAGAA